Messenger RNA from Camelus dromedarius (Arabian camel), 2906 nucleotides. RefSeq names its product T-box transcription factor 4 (gene TBX4). Gene Ontology annotation, biological process: regulation of transcription by RNA polymerase II; angiogenesis; positive regulation of DNA-templated transcription. Gene Ontology annotation, molecular function: DNA-binding transcription factor activity, RNA polymerase II-specific; RNA polymerase II cis-regulatory region sequence-specific DNA binding. The record is from RefSeq and is a predicted model, not a curated record. The transcript is spliced from 8 exons. Gene Ontology annotation, cellular component: nucleus. NCBI's taxonomy places the organism in Eukaryota, Metazoa, Chordata, Mammalia, Artiodactyla, Camelidae. Bases 101 to 1771 code for a protein of 556 amino acids.
AGCCGGGCCGGAAGACUCCCGGCUUGGCUCCAGAGGGCUGCGAGGUCUCAGGCGAGUGUGGACCUGGGCAUGUGACUCGUGUGUGCUGUGUCCGCAGGAGAUGCUGCAGGAUAAGGCCCUGUCGGAGAGCGAGGAGGCCUUUCGGGCCCCGGGCUCCGCGCUCGGCGAGGCCAGCGCCGCCAACACCGCCAACGCCCCUGAGCCCGCGCUGGCUGCGCCGGGCCUCAGCGGAGCCGCGCUCGGCAGCCCCCCGGGCCCCGGCGCCGACGUCGCCGCCGCCGCCGCCGCCGCCGCCGCCGCCGCCGAGCAGACCAUCGAGAACAUCAAGGUGGGCCUGCACGAGAAGGAGCUCUGGAAGAAGUUCCACGAGGCGGGCACCGAGAUGAUCAUCACCAAGGCGGGCAGGAGGAUGUUCCCCAGCUACAAGGUAAAAGUCACAGGCAUGAACCCCAAGACCAAGUACAUCCUGCUGAUCGACAUCGUCCCCGCAGAUGACCACCGCUACAAGUUCUGUGACAACAAAUGGAUGGUGGCGGGGAAGGCUGAGCCGGCCAUGCCUGGAAGGCUCUACGUCCACCCGGAUUCUCCUGCCACGGGGGCUCACUGGAUGCGGCAGCUGGUCUCCUUCCAGAAGCUGAAGCUGACGAACAACCACCUGGACCCCUUCGGCCACAUCAUCCUCAACUCCAUGCACAAGUACCAGCCGCGGCUACACAUCGUGAAGGCUGAUGAGAACAAUGCUUUUGGCUCCAAAAACACAGCCUUCUGCACCCACGUGUUCCCAGAGACUUCCUUCAUCUCUGUGACCUCCUACCAGAAUCAUAAGAUCACACAGCUGAAAAUUGAGAACAACCCUUUUGCCAAGGGAUUCCGGGGCAGUGACGACAGUGACCUGCGUGUGGCCCGACUGCAGAGCAAAGAAUAUCCCGUGAUCUCCAAAAGCAUCAUGAGGCAGAGGCUGGUCUCCACCCAGCUCUCAUCCAAGCCUGACGUCAGCCCCCUGCACGGGGCUCACCAGGCACUCCAGCACUACCAGUACGAGAACGGGGCUCACAUGCAGUUCUCUGCGGCUGAGCCACAGGACCUUCCCCUCAACACCUUCCCAGCCCAGAGGGACUCCAGCCUCUUCUAUCACUGUCUGAAAAGACGAGCAGACAGUGCCCGCCACCUGGACUUACCCUGCAAGCGAUCCUAUCUGGAAGCUCCCUCAGCAGUGGGGGAAGAUCAUUAUUUCCGCUCUCCGCCUCCCUACGACCAACAAAUGCUGAGCCCCUCCUACUGCAGUGAGGUGACCCCGCGAGAAGCCUGCAUGUACUCAGGUUCGGGGCCCGAGAUGGCCGGGGUGUCCGGGGUGGACGACUUGCCCCCGCCGCCCCUGAGCUGUAACAUGUGGACGUCAGUGUCGCCGUACACGAGCUACAGUGUUCAGACAAUGGAGACUGUGCCUUACCAGUCCUUCCCCACGCACUUCACCGCCACCACCAUGAUGCCCCGGCUGCCCACCAUCUCCACGCAGAGCGCCCAGCCGCCCGGAAACGCCCACUUCAGCGUCUACAACCAGCUCUCCCAGUCUCAGGGCCGGGAGCGGGGGCCCAGUGCCUCCUUCCCCAGGGAGCGCGGCCUCCCGGCCGUGUGCGAGCGGAAGCCGCCCUCGCCACACCUGAAUGCUGCCAACGAGUUUCUCUACUCACAGAGCUUCUCCUUGUCCCGGGAAGCAUCCUUACAGUAUCAUUCAGGAAUGGGGACUGUCGAGAACUGGACUGACGGAUGACUCCCAGGUCCCCUCCACAGCCCCAGGACCGUGUUAACCCAGUAUUAACCUCCGAGGGUGGCCUGCACUACCAUGAAACACAGGAAGGUAUUUCACAGGGCGGGGAGCGUGCAUGCGUGCGCGUAUUUGGAGAGAAUCUAUUUUCUGACAUACGAUCGAGGCCGUGGCAAAGGAAAAAACUCGCUUGUCUAAGAAGUGGUUUUGGCUGCAGGACCUGGAUCCAUUGUUAUGUGACAUCUCUUGACAUGCCCAUGGGUGGGAUGGGAGUGGCGAGUUCAUGUGACUUCCUUAGAGGUUUUUAUAAUAUAAUCUUUGACUUACUCAGGGGCCAGGUGGCGAGGUCUCUCCUGCAGGGAAGUGGGGGAGGAUUCUGGUUGCUGGGGUGGGAGGGCUCUCUGCACAUCUCAGAGUCCUGGCCUUCUAUCUGCAAGGGAUGCUGAGAACCUUGUUUUGGCAGCAGGAGGCCCACUCCUUUGGCUUCCGGGGAUUCUGUGAGACAACCUGAGAGGUGGGCUCAGCUAAGCCCCAAAGCGCGCUCUGGGAGGAGCGCUGUCUGCUCAGUUAGUGGCCUGGAAAUCCAUCCCCGGAGCACUGAGGUCUGAGGGAAGACUUUUAGUGCCACCUGAUGGAUAUUAAAACAUUGUUUUUUCCAUCAGGAGGGUGAAAAUGCAAUGAAUAGCAUCUCUGGCAUCAUUCAGGUUUUCUUAUAAAGUCCAAAGCCCCUCCCCCUCAGUCCCCAAUGUACAAUCUCUCACUCUCUCUGGUGCACAAGACUCAGCCUCCAGGCACCAUCUGCGUCCCACCACCGGCCACUAGGAAACACACUUUACCUGGCAAUGUCCCCAGGAGCCCACAUUGGAGCUGCUGUCUGGCAUCUCCAGAGGCUGUUCUGCUCCCAGAAAGCCCUCAUCUCUGGAGCAAGAAGGCCCAAAGGAAAUAAAAACAAGAAUUGAGAAAACAUUCAUUUUUUUCAGUAAAUUCAGCCUGUGAGCUCAGAGGAGCAAGGAUGAUUGUUCUCCAGGGAAGUGGAUCUUGGAGUCCUCAGCCCAUCUCUUUAGCAUUGAAUGUCCCCAGACCAUCCAUGUGGCUGGUGUGAACUCUGUAAUCAAAUUUGGGAAAUCACUAAACUCUUUGC